Messenger RNA from Entelurus aequoreus (snake pipefish), 2261 nucleotides. RefSeq lists its product as uncharacterized. NCBI's taxonomy places the organism in Eukaryota, Metazoa, Chordata, Actinopteri, Syngnathiformes, Syngnathidae. The record is from RefSeq and is a predicted model, not a curated record. The transcript has 4 exons. Bases 333 to 2261 code for a protein of 642 amino acids.
GGACGGAGCUGAGAGCAGCAGAGACAGAGACGAUCACUAAAACCACGAAAGCACUUCACAAACGCAUGGGAAAAAGGACUCAAACCAAACGGACUACCGGUUUUUCACCUUCCAAGAUUCCAGUUAAUAAACUGAAAUACGAGUGAAAUCCUGAGCCUCAUCGAGUCCUUCCUUUUCAAGUGUGGGAAGCCAUGUCGUUAUAAAUACACCUGACAGUGAAAAACCGUCUGUGACCAGCAAAAGACUCCACUUGCGGCCACCACCGAGAGGGAGGACACUCCACCUGGGGCCUGGAGGACAAAGACUGCUGUCUGUCAGCCAAAGAGAGCAAGAUGGCUGAUCCAAAGCCAACAGAUGAACUGAAAGUGGAGAGGGCCACAGCUAAGAGACAGUUCUCCCGCCUUGCCAACAACAUUACGAGAACCUACAUAGAGAUGUCUAAGGAGGAGUUACAGGAGAACUUCAAGAAGCUGAUGCUAGAGAGCUCUCGUGUCUUCGAGGCAAACGAAGAAGUGGAAGCCGCUUACAUGGCAGACGCUGAGGAGCUGAGCGACCCCCAGAAAGCCGACAUAGCAAAGACGGAGAAAGAAUGUGAGCAGAAGACGAAAGAAGUCAAACUCCUAAUCCGAGAGACGCUCUGGACCACAUAUGGAGAAAAGGAACUUUCCCUGGCUCUACAAGUUGCAGAGGCCGAAUUCAGGAACGUCUCCUUCCAGCCAGACACAACUCUGGAGGCUUGUGAGUUCAUGCUGACCCACCUACAGAAGUUGGUGGACAAGGCAAAGGAAGCGCACCAGAACUGGAACCACUGGGCUCCGCUUGCCGAGAAAAAGGACUUUGAUUACCGUUUAAGAGAGCUCGAGGUGGUCCUUCCCAAGCUGGUGUCACAGAAGGCCCCCCUCAUCCAAGCAGCAAGUAUAAAGAAAGACGCUGGACCCCAGCCCAUCUCAGCCCGCAGCUCAGCUCCAGUGGCAGCGAUAAAGCUAAAGGCCACAGCCUUACCAAAGUUUGCCGGCAACCAGCGAAACUACUACAGAUGGAGGAAGGAAUGGGAGGCUCUGCAGAAGCAAGGUGAACCAACCGGAUCUUCAGAGGUUAAGAAAUUCCAACUACUGGAUAGCCUUGAUGAAAAGGUGGCCAGGGAACUACGUCUGUCAACGUACAGCUCAGCAGAUGAGAUCUUCAGAGUCCUGGAAAACCGGUUUGGGAACCAAGCCAGCAUUGCUCUUGAGAUCAUAGAAGAGCUACAAGCAAGACCAUCAGCCAGGAGCGGCCAUCCAAGGAAAAUCGUAGAGCUCAUCCAAACUGUGGAAAAGGCCCUUUAUGAUCUAAACGAACUGGAUAAUGCAGACGCCUUAAAGAACCCACUGGUGAUUAGAUCCAUCGAGAGCAAACUCCCAGAAACUCUGAAGAAAGACUGGCUCACCUAUGCUGCUGACAGAGGAAACACUGUUAACCCCCAGAACCGCUUCGACAAGCUCAUCACAUUCCUAAAGUCCCAAGAAUCUAUAUAUGAGCAACUAGAUCAACUGAGCAACGUCUUUGAACCCGCCAAGGAGCGGACUAAGCUCAUCAAGUAUGCCAGAACAAAGUCAGCCAAGUCCAGCAGGAUGAAGGUGUCUGUUGCAACUAAGCGCUACCUCCUCAAGAUUCGGGUCAACACUCCGAGAGGGACCCUCAGGUCACAUCAACUAAUCUGCUAUGGCCUUGACAAGAUUGCAGAGUUUCACAGACAUGUUCCAGCUAUUAAGCUACAGAAAAUCUUCCCAGAUGUUCCCCUAAGAGACCUUGCUAGACCCAAAGAGGUGCAACUCCUGAUCAGCCACAAGGAAGGCCAGCUAGUACCCCAGAAGGUUCGUUCUGUUGGCAACCUUGUGCUCUGGGACGGCCCCCUCGGCAAGACGAUCGGAGGCACACACCCGGACCUCUUUGAAGAAAUCACCUUAAUGGCCCACACAUCAAAGACACACUUCGCAAGAUCCAUGAGAACUGCAGCAGUCAAAUACAGUGAAUUCAUCUGUAGAGAUCCAAUCUCCUGCCAGUCUCCCGACAAGCCCCACACCCAGUCCAAUACAGCCACUAGCAGCAGAGACUUUCUGAAGUGGUGGAAGUGGGAAAGUAUUGGAGCUGCUUCCCUGAUCCCCACUGGCAUGCCAAGUAUCCCUGGACAGAAGAUCCAGCAUCUCUACCCAACAACAGGAGAGCGGUUGAAGCCACAUUCCUCAGGACAGAGAGGCAGCUGGCAAAGGAACCGGAGUUGA